Carica papaya (papaya) is the source of this 753-nucleotide messenger RNA. Its product is annotated as NAC domain-containing protein 83-like. Lineage: Eukaryota; Viridiplantae; Streptophyta; Magnoliopsida; Brassicales; Caricaceae. Gene Ontology annotation, molecular function: DNA binding. Gene Ontology annotation, biological process: regulation of DNA-templated transcription. The record is from RefSeq and is a predicted model, not a curated record.
AUGGAUUUCGACCCCGCCGACUUGGCGAAGGCAAUGUCAUUGCUCUCCUUGGGCCGGUUCCACCCGAAUGAUCAUCAGCUAAUACUCCAUUUCUUGACCCGCAAAGCCAUGGGCCUCCCAUUGCCUCAAAACAGAAUCUACAUCACCGCCAUUGACAAAUGGACGAAUCCCCAAGAACUCACUGAUAAAAUACCGCUGGUGGAAGAUUCAGAGAGGUAUUUUUUUGUAAGAACAGGGAUUUUAGUUGCAGAUGAUCGUCGAGACGAUGUGGUUGGUGGAAGGGGAUACUGGAAACCAGCGAGUGAAAUUGCGGAGGAAAUUGUUUUUAAUGACGACAAGAUUGGUGAAAAAAGGGAACUAAUCUACUUUGAAGCUGAUGGAUCGGAAACCCAGUGGGUCAUGGAUGAGUAUAGGAUGUUCUUGGCUGAUGAACCUCCUUCUUCCGCUAAACCGGACAAUGUCGAGGAAUGGUUGGUGUAUAAGCUGAGAAACAAAAAGGACGUUGACGUCUAUGAUAGUACUGAUCUGGAUGAAUCUGAUGAUGUUGUUAGCCAGAUAGCAAGAGAGGCAGCCGCCGCCGCAGCUCUCUGCAUUCUUUAUGAGCUACUUGACAACGAGGAAGAGGAUGCGCCGCCGGCGUCCUCGACGAGCACAUCGGAAGAUCUGCCAGACCCCAAGCGAAGAAAGGGAAACACGUCUGGUGUUAUCGUUGCAGAUAAUUCUGAUAGUGAUGAUGAUAAAAAAGAGAAUUAA